Messenger RNA from Besnoitia besnoiti, 270 nucleotides. RefSeq lists its product as uncharacterized. The record is from RefSeq and is a predicted model, not a curated record. NCBI's taxonomy places the organism in Eukaryota, Apicomplexa, Conoidasida, Eucoccidiorida, Sarcocystidae. The transcript is spliced from 2 exons. The coding region runs from base 1 to 270 and encodes 89 amino acids.
AUGAUGGGGAUCAGCAGAGCGGUGCUUCGCAUUCUACUUUCGUCCGCAUUCACGGCAGAUGCGUCAUUUGCUACUGCAUCACCCGAUCAAAGGGAUCGCCGCAUUAUUCCGCGGCCUUUGUUACCGAAGACAUCCUGCGGAAGUCAGGGCGCCAGGCGGCCCCCGGCAGAAUGGCCGAGUGGUCUAAGGCGCUGCGUUAAGGCCGCAGUCCGAAAGGGCGUGGGUUCGAACCCCACUUCUGUCAGAUUUUCUCAUUUUCUCCAUUUAUAG